AUGGAGAGACUUCUGUUCCAGAGAGACGCAGGUUGUCGGCGGAAAAAGAGUCGUUUUGCGUGCGCCGAACUCGAGUCUCUCUUCCAGCAGUACAACCUGCGACUGGAGCAAACGGCCACGCUGAAGGCGCUUCUCGUGCUCAUCCUGGCCGCGUCUGCCCUGGCGCUGGCGGAGCUGCUGUCGGGGGGAGCGAGCCUCACGGUGUCCAAAGGAUCCCACGCGGUCCACUGUGUCAUCUUCACCUCGCUCUUCAUCGUGGCCAACGUGCGCGAGCUGCAAGCCACGCAGCUGCAGCAGAUCGCGAGGCUCGCGCUCCUCUUCAGCUUCACGUUCGCCCUGCUCUGUUGCCCGCUGCCUCUCACGGUCGACCUCGUGCCUUCUCAAGGUGGAGGAGGCGGGCAGGAGAGCGUGGCCACCCCGGCACCAGACCAGGGCAUGUGGCAGCUGAUGCUGGUGACGUUCAUAGCGUAUUCCCUGCUUCCAGUGCGCGUGUUAUUUGCGCUGCUUUUCGGGAUUGCUUUGGCACUGGCUCACCUCACCGUGACCGCGUCCUCGGUACCUGGACAGAGACAACUAUGGAGACCGGUCCUUGUGAACAUGCUGCUGUUGGCUGUGGUGAACUUGAGUUGUGUGUUUGUGCGUGUGCGGACUGAGCAUGCCCAGAGAAAGGCCUUUCUGCUGGCCCGAGACUCCAUCCAGCACCGGCUCACACUGGAGGACGAGAACGAGAAACAGGAACGCCUCCUCAUGAGUUUGUUGCCAAGAAACGUCGCCAUGGAGAUGAAGGAGGACUUUCUGGCUCCGCCUGAUAGAAUCUUCCACAAGAUCUACAUCCAGCGCCAUGACAACGUUAGUAUCCUGUUUGCUGAUAUUGUGGGUUUCACAGGCCUGUCCUCCCAGUGUACGGCUCAGGAGCUGGUCAAACUCCUCAAUGAACUCUUUGGCAAAUUUGACGAACUCGCCACAGAGAACCACUGUAGGAGGAUUAAGAUCUUGGGUGAUUGCUACUACUGCGUGAGUGGCCUCACCCAGCCCAAAGCGGACCACGCACACUGCUGUGUGGAGAUGGGGCUCGACAUGAUCGACACCAUCACGUCAGUAGCGGAGGCCACGGAGGUGGAUCUGAACAUGCGUGUGGGUCUGCAUACGGGCCGGGUGCUGUGUGGCGUGCUGGGACUCAGGAAGUGGCAGUAUGACGUCUGGUCCAAUGACGUCACCCUCGCCAACGUCAUGGAGGCCGGGGGACUGCCUGGUAAGGUGCACAUCACCCAGGCCACUCUGGAGUGUCUGAAUGGGGACUACGAGGUGGAGCCAGGGCUGGGUCACGAGCGGCACGCCUACCUCAGCAAGCACGCCAUACAGACCUUCUUCAUCGUGCCCUCGCACCGACGCAAGAUCUUCCCGGGCCUCAUUCUGUCGGACAUUAAGCCCGCCAAGCGCAUGCGCUUCAAGACCGUCUGCUGCCUGCUGGUGCAGCUCAUGCACUGCAGGAAGAUGUUCAAGGCUGAGAUCCCCUUCUCCAACGUGCUGACCUGCGAGGACGACGACAAGAGGCGUGCCUUGCGGACGGAGAAGGUGCGUAGCCGUACCUCCUUCUCGGUGGGCGUGGUGCAGAACUCCCCGGAGACGCGCGUCAACCGAUACAUCAGCCGUCUGAUCGAGGCCCGCGAGACCGACACACACGCACACCUGCACUACGUAACGCUGUCCUACAAAGACAAGCAGAGGGAGAUGGGGUAUCAGGAGGUGUGUGAUGAUCAUGUGAUCAGUGCUGUGGGUCUCUCCUUGCUCCUCUCCACUCUCUUCGGCCUCAUCUACCUUCUCAUUAUCCCAGGGAAGUUCCUGGUAGUGAUCCUGCUUCUGGUGCUGAGUGUCUGCUUCCAUUCCUCCUUCGUCAUGUACCUGCACAUCACACACAUACAGUGUGCUCCUGGUUGCCUGACUCUGCGUAUUCGCACAGCGCUCUGCAUCUUCCUGGUCGUCCUCACCUACGCCAUGACACAAAGCUGUGUGGCCACCAGUCUUCCAUGGUCCUGGAACGGCAACAACAGCAGCAACAGCAGCACUUCCUCCUCCUCCUCUUCCUCCGUGGCGAUAGUUACCGUGGGCAACAGCACACGCGUGUGCGGCGCGUGCGAGCGUAUCCAGUACACGCUGCUGUCGUGCGUGUGCGCUCCGCUCAGCGCCACUCUCUUCCUGCGCGUCUCCUCGCUUCCCAAGAUCCUCCUGCUCCUCCUGCUCGGCACCAUGUACCUCUUCAUCAUGGAGGCUAGCAGCUACCGCCACGCCAUCGGUGGCUUGCUGCAUGGCCGUGCCUUCGACUCCCUCCUGGCGAUGCUGCUGUUCUUCGGGGCGCUGGCUCUGCACUGCCGCCAGCUGGACCUGAAACUACGACUCGACUACCUCUGGGCCACACAGGCGGAGGAGGAGAGGAAUGAUAUGGAGAAGGUGAAGCUGGACAACAAGAGGAUCCUCUUCAACCUCCUGCCAGCUCACGUGGCCCAACACUUCUUGCUCUCCAACCCACGCAACAUGGACCUGUACUACCAGUCGUAUGCUCAGGUGGGCGUCCUGUUCGCCUCCAUCCCCAACUUCAACGACUUCUACAUGGAGCUGGAUGGGAACAACAUGGGGGUGGAGUGCCUACGCCUGCUCAACGAGAUCAUUGCUGACUUCGAUGAGCUGAUGGAUAAGGAGUGCUACAGGGGUAUUGAGAAGAUCAAGACCAUAGGCAGUACGUACAUGGCAGCAGUGGGCCUUGUGCCUACCACCGAUUCACAGGUGAAGAAGAGUGUCUCUGAUCAUUUGUGUAUGGUGGCUGAUUUCGCUAUGGAGAUGUUUGAUGUCCUCGAGGCCAUCAACUACCAGUCCUACAACGAGUUUGUGCUGCGAGUGGGGAUUAAUGUGGGGCCUGUGGUUGCCGGGGUGAUUGGUGCCAGGCGACCACAAUAUGACAUCUGGGGCAACACUGUCAACGUGGCCAGCAGAAUGGACACCACUGGACUGCCCGGAAAAGUACAGGUGACGGAGGAUGUGUUUAGGCUCUUGCAGGGUCACUACGAGUUCAUGUGCCGGGGCAAGGUCACGGUGAAGGGCAAAGGGGAAAUGCUCACCUACUUCCUGGAGGGGCGGGACCUGCAGAACAGCAGCAGCAGGGCCAGUGGCAGCAGCAGAGCCAGGCCCCGUUGCCCCACUGGUGAAGAGGGGGGCUCGGGGGGCCCGUGUGUGACGGUGGUACGGACAGGAAGCACCUACUCCAUGAGAACGCACGCGCGUGUCCACCCACCUGCUGCCCUACCCAAUAUGGUGGCCACCGGCACGGCCGCCGCCGCUGCUGCCUCACCCAACAGCUCCAUCCUCUACCUGCCCUCCGCUGCCGUCUCCCUCACCGUGGACGUUUGA
Messenger RNA from Engraulis encrasicolus (European anchovy), 3402 nucleotides. It is a transcript of the gene adcy1a, whose product is annotated as adenylate cyclase 1a. Lineage: Eukaryota; Metazoa; Chordata; Actinopteri; Clupeiformes; Engraulidae. Gene Ontology annotation, cellular component: plasma membrane. Gene Ontology annotation, biological process: cAMP biosynthetic process; adenylate cyclase-activating G protein-coupled receptor signaling pathway; intracellular signal transduction. Gene Ontology annotation, molecular function: adenylate cyclase activity. Bases 1 to 3402 code for a protein of 1133 amino acids. The record is from RefSeq and is a predicted model, not a curated record. The transcript has 20 exons.